AUGGAGUCGAGCGCGGACCCCACCGCCGGCAAACGCAAACGAAGCCCUUCCUCCGCCUCCCAGACCUCCUCCGCUCCCGCCCCCAAAGUCAGCAAAACCAGCGCCACUCCCCUGCAAAUCAACUACCUCGCCCGCCAGUCGCAAGAAGACCUGCCUCUCAUCAAUAAGGAGGAUUCCCUGCCCAAUCUACUCGGCUUGUUGGCCUCCUACACCAACGUCCUCGACCGGCAUGAGUCGCUGGCCUCUAACCUUGGCGCGCGCCCGCUUGGUCCCAUCUUGAUCAAACGCUUUGAGCGCUGCUUCGAUGCCCCGCCCAAAGUCGUCGCCUCCCACCACAAGGCUGCCUCCACUGGCACCGAAGAGACGCAGCAAAUCACCUGGCUCGAGGUCAUUGAAUUCGCCCGCUCCCAUCCCUCCCAAUUCACACUCACCUCCUUCUCCGAGGGCAAGCGAGUAUGCCAGUUCUACUACCCACAGAAGCAACUGCGCGUGCAGAUCAGCGAGGAGGAUUUCCUGUUCAUCAACAGCGGGCGUUGUCAAGAGUUGAUACCCCCGCUGCCCAUCUGGGAGGACGAAGAGAAGGAAGUGGCCACAUGCGAUGUGCUCGAGGCGAAGCUCAAGGAGCUCACGAAUGCUGCUGAUAUGGUGGCCGCCAGGACAAGACAGUUGAGCCACAGGUUGAAAGGCAGGAGAGCGGCCAUUCUGGAGCGGCGGGCGGAAGGGGGAAGUGGAACACCGGCGAAAGCGAGCAUACAACAGACCACCACUGCGCCUGCAGAAGGCCAUCGCGGCAACGGUGGGGUGGACUCCACCGCCUCCUCCCUCUCCCCCGUUCCCAAUCACACAUUCGGCAACGAUCCACUCAGCUACUAUGUCACGGACACUCCGACAAUAGGCCGGCAAUCCACAGGCACUGGCCACCGACCGUCUUCCAGCACUGGGAGCCUCGCCACUGGGGCAGGUCAGGGUGCCUCCAAGCACAAUUUCAGCCGCCCGCUUCCUCCGGAGUCGGAAGCCGGCCAACCUUUCCGUCCGCUCUGUCAGGCCCACAUGGACGGCCUGCCGCGCGGCCAGCGUGUGAUACCGCCCUGCGAUCGCUGCCGUCGUCUACGCAUGGAUUGUGUCAAGAAUCUCACUUCCUGCGCCGGCUGUACGCGGAAGCACGCGCGCUGCCAUUGGCGGGAAGUCUCGCGAGAGGAACUAGGCGAGCUCGACCACCUCAUGGAAGCG
Neohortaea acidophila is the source of this 1230-nucleotide messenger RNA. RefSeq lists its product as uncharacterized. Gene Ontology annotation, molecular function: zinc ion binding; DNA-binding transcription factor activity, RNA polymerase II-specific. The transcript is spliced from 2 exons. Gene Ontology annotation, biological process: regulation of DNA-templated transcription. The record is from RefSeq and is a predicted model, not a curated record. Lineage: Eukaryota; Fungi; Ascomycota; Dothideomycetes; Mycosphaerellales; Teratosphaeriaceae. The annotation marks the transcript as partial.